Choloepus didactylus (southern two-toed sloth) is the source of this 3932-nucleotide messenger RNA. It is a transcript of the gene AMER1, whose product is annotated as APC membrane recruitment protein 1. The coding region runs from base 433 to 3873 and encodes 1146 amino acids. NCBI's taxonomy places the organism in Eukaryota, Metazoa, Chordata, Mammalia, Pilosa, Megalonychidae. Gene Ontology annotation, cellular component: plasma membrane. Gene Ontology annotation, biological process: regulation of canonical Wnt signaling pathway. Gene Ontology annotation, molecular function: beta-catenin binding; phosphatidylinositol-4,5-bisphosphate binding. The record is from RefSeq and is a predicted model, not a curated record. The transcript has 2 exons.
UGGAGCCUGAAGAAGGGGAGUCAGUGCUGGAGGUGACUGGAGCCGCGGUGGUGGCGGCAGGAGCAGCGGCGGCAGCCGAAGCGGCGGCAGCACUCUCAGCUGCGGUAGCCUAGGCUCCAGCCCCGGUCAGGGCGGCGCUGCAGACAAUACCCGGGCUGGGAGCCGGAGGGAGUCGUGUAAGCUUUGCGCGCAGCUAAGAGCCUCCGCCUGCCUGUCGCGGGGUGCAGUCCCGCGUGCUCCACUCCGGCCGCUCCGAGGAGGGCUCCAAGGGCUGGGCCUGUCGGCGUCUCGGCCGCUUGCUGAUCUCCUUGGACCACGCUUGGCGGAUUGUCCGAUCCAACUGUGAUGCUUCCUGACUGAUGAUGUUAUAAUAGUGCUGGGAAACCUGAGGCUGCAUUUCCAGCUGAACAUACCUGAGUUGUUCUUAUCACCAUGGAGACCCAAAAGGAUGAAGCUUCUCAGGGCAAAGGAGCAGCAGCCUCAGGAGACACCCAAGGCCAAGGAGCAGAGAAAGGAGCCAAGAACAAGGUAGCUGAGGCGAAGGAAAAGCCAGUGUCAGAGCAGCCCUCAUCUGGCCCGGGUAGACUGAGGAAAACUGCCAUGAAACUCUUUGGUGGCAAGAAGGGUAUCUGUACCCUGCCUAGUUUCUUUGGAGGGGGACGAAGCAAAGGUUCUGGGAAAGGUAGCUCCAAGAAGGGUCUCAGCAAGAGCAAGACCCAUGAUGGCCUGAGUGAGGCAGCCCAUGGCUCUGAAGAUAUUGCCAGUGAAGGAACUGACCUCUCCCUACCUUUGCCUGAGUCACCAUGCCAACUUCCCAGCUCCCAGAGUGCCCAUCGGGCUUUGGAGACAGGCUCCAGCUACAAGCUGUCUCUGGCUGGAGCCACAGAGAAGGCUGGGGCUGAGAAGGUUCCCUCUGUGCCUAAGCCAAAGAAAGGCCUGAAAGGCUUUUUCAGCAGUAUCCGCCGUCACCGAAAGAGCAAAGUUGCAGAGACUGAACAAAGUGAGGCAGGGGCCAAGGGGCCUGAGGGGGCCAGAACCAGGCCUCAUGAACCUGUGAACUCAGACCCUCUGCCCCACUCUGAGGAUACCAUCCAAGCCCCAAACAAGGAAGAUGCCAAACCCCAGGAUGCUCCUAAAUCAAAAGUUUCUCCAGCAUCAGAGCCUUCUCCACUAGUUGCAGAGAAGACAUCCUGUAAAGGUCCAGAAAAAUCCACAGAGGCCUGUGCCUCAGCACUCUUGCAACCCAAGCCUGCCUCUGAAGCCAGUGGCCCAGAGGAGCCCCACAGCCCAGAAACAGAGGAGAAAGUAAUGGCAGAAGAGGUAAAUCUACCCAAUGGCCCUGUGGGGGAUCCGCUGAGCUUCCUGUUUGGGGAUGUCACAUCCCUGAAAAGCUUUGAUUCAUUGACGGGUUGUGGGGACAUCAUAGCAGAGCAGGACAUGGACAGCAUGACAGACAGCAUGGCCUCUGGGGGCCAGAGGGCCAACCGAGAUGGGACCAAGCGUAGCUCCUGCCUAGUGACCUACCAAGGAGGUGGGGAGGAGAUGGCUUUGCCAGAUGAUGAUGAUGAGGAGGAAGAAGAUGAGGAAGAGGAGGUGGAAUUAGAGGAGGAAGAAGAGGAGGUAAAGGAAGAAGGAGAAGAAGAUGACUUAGAAUAUCUAUGGGCAAGUGCCCAGAUGUACCCAAGGCCCAGCCUGAACCUGGGCUACCAUCCCACCACAUCCCCAAGCCACCACAACUACAUGCUCCUCAAUCCAGUUCAGUCUUAUCCUGGCCUAGCCGCUGGGGAACUUUUGACUCCUCAGAGUGACCAGCAAGGGUCUGCCCCCAACAGUGAUGAAGGUUAUUAUGACUCUACCACACCUGGAUUUGAGGAUGACUCAGGUGAGACCCUGGGGCUUGUCCAAAGGGAUUGCCUGCCCCGAGACAGCUAUAGCGGAGAUGCCCUAUAUGAGUUUUAUGAGCCAGAUGACAGUCUUGAGAACUCCCCACCUGGGGAUGACUGCCUUUAUGACCUCCAUGGUCGUAGCUCUGAGAUGUUUGACCACUUCUUGGACUUUGAACCCUUCUCUUCCUCCCGGCCACCUGGGGCAAUGGAAACAGAGGAAGAACGGUUAAUGACCAUCCAGAAGCAGUUAUUUUAUUGGGAGCUUCGGCGGGAGCAGCUUGAGGCCCGAGAAGCCUGGGAGGCACAUGCUCGACAGGCUUAUGCCAGGGAGGCCCACAUUAGGGAGACCUAUGCCCAAGAGGCCCAUACCCAGGAAUUUCAUGCCAGAGAGGCCCGAGCCCGAGAGGCCUAUGCCAAGGAGGCCCAGGCCCGAGAGACCUGUGCCAGAGAGGCUUGUGCCCAAGAAACCCAUGUUCAAGAGGCCUGCACCCAAGAGACCUGUGCCCGAGAGGUGCAGGCCCAGCUGGAGAGGCCCAUCAUAGAGUAUCAGAUGAGGCCCUUAGGCCCAUCAGUGAUGGGCUUGGUGGCAGGGGUAUCAGGGGCUCCUCAGACUUCCCACCAUGGAAUCACCUCAGCUUUCCCUGCCACUACAAGCAGCGAGCCAGACUGGAGGGACUUUCGUCCCCUGGAGAAACGUUUUGAGGGAACCUGCUCCAAGAAAGAUCAAAAUACCUGCCUGAUGCAGCUCUUCCAGAGUGAUGCCAUGUUUGAGCCAGACAUGAAAGAAGCAAAUUUUGGAGGAUCUCCUAGGAGGGCCUACCCUACUUACUCACCCCCUGAGGAGCCAGAGGAAGAGGGGAUUGAGAAAGAAGGGAAUGCCACUGUGAGUUUCUCACAGGCCCUGGUGGAGUUCACCAGCAGUGGGAACCUCUUCUCCAGCAUGUCCUGCAGCUCUGACUCUGACUCGUCCUUCACUCAAAACCUCCCCGAGCUGCCCCCCAUGGUGACCUUUGACAUCGCUGAUGUGGAAAGGGAUGGGGAAGGUGAGUGCGAAGAUAAUCCUGAGUUCCACAAUGAUGAAGAACUCGCAGCUUCCUUGGAAGCUUUCGAGAUGGGCUACUACCAUAAACACGCCUUCAGCAACUACCACAGCCGAUUCUACCAAGGCCUGCCCUGGGGUGUGAGCAGCCUCCCUCGAUACGUGGGACUGCCUGGCAUGCACCCUCGGCCUCCACCUGCUGCCAUGGCCCUCAACAGGAGAAGCCGCUCUCUCGACACUGCAGAGACUAUGGAGCUGGAGCUCUCUAAUUCCUACCUGGCCCAGGGCUGCAUGGAGUCUGAUGAGCUUCAGGCCCAGCAGGAAGAUUCAGAUGAAGAAGAAGAGGAAGAAGGAGAAUGGGGCCGAGACAGUUCCCUGUCCCUCUGUACUGAGCCCCCAGCAGCCUAUGACUGGCCCACUUGGGUCCCCUGUCCUGUCCCAGUGGGGCCAGGCCCUGCCUGGGUAUGCCCCAGCCAGUUGGACAGACCUUCCAGCCAGUCUCCAUAUGGGCAGAUAGCCUGUUGCUUACCUCCUAUGGCCAUGUCAAUGUUGCUGCCAGUACCAGGGCCAGAGCCAAGUGUAUCCCGGAAGACGGGGCAUCAGCUAGCUCGUCCUUCACAUCUACCCCUACCCAUGGGGCCUUGCUAUAAUCCUCAGCCACAGGCCUCCCAGAGUGUGAGGCCUCAACAUGUGCUGCUGCCUGUGGAUGAGCCCACUUGUUCCCCCAGUUCUGGAGGCUUCAACCCCAGCUCCCUGCCCCAGGCCAAGCCUGUGGGCAUCACCCGUGGCAUCCCUCAGCUACCCAGGGUCCAGCCUGAGCCCCCACAGCCUCAGUCCAUUCACUGUGAGGCUUCUGACCUUGACCUGUCAAAGGAGAGGGCUGAGCAGAGGGCCUAUCUCCCCACCAGCUACUCCUCCACUGCCGUGAAUGGAAACCUAGCCGAGUAGUCAGAGUAGUCAUGAUUAAUUCUGGAAGGGGGCAUGGGGCCUGAGCAUGUGGAUGGGGA